AGAAAUCGCAAGAAAACAAAAACGUAUCAGAAAGAAACAAAAGCAUAGUGCCUACGUUGUUCACAACCAUUACGAGCCGAAUUCGACUACAAUAACAAGAAAUCCACUUUGUAAUAACAUACUCGAUUUUCAGGUUAUCGUACGUCUAUAUAUAACACGCCUACUUCUCGUCAAUUCCAACACCUAAUUUCAAGAAUCAACUAUAGUGGGCCCAUAUUCAAAUGUGUUCCGGCAAGAAAAUGAUCUUCGUAAUAGUAGCUACACUCGCCAUAGCCCAAAGCGCUCUAGCCGGAGAUCCCGAUAUCCUCACCGACUUUGUGGUACCACCAAACUCACCACCGCCCGACGGAAACUUCUUCACAUACAUCGGAUUUCGAUCUGUCGUAAACGGCUCGGUCCCACCAACCUUCAAAGUCGUAAAGGCAGCGGUGGAACAAUUCCCAGCCCUGAACGGACAGAGUGUUUCAUACGCUAUGCUAAUAUACCCCGCCGGUGCAGUGAACCCGGUCCACACGCACCCUCGAUCGGCCGAGCUACUGUUUCUAACACGUGGCACGUUACAAGUGGGAUUUGUGGACACUACAAACAAACUCUACACUCAGACACUGCAGCAAGGCGAUCUAUUCGUGUUUCCUAAAGGGCUGGUUCAUUUCCAGUACAACGCCGAUCCUAUGUUGCCAGCUGUCGCUUUGUCGGCUUUCGGGAGCGCGAAUGCCGGAACCGUUUCUUUGCCGAAUAGUCUGUUUAAUUCGACGAUUGACGACAGUGUUCUGGCACGGUCUUUCAAGACUGAUGUCCCCACUAUUCAAAAGAUCAAGGCUGGGCUCAAGGGCUAGAAGAACAUAAAUAAAUUUAUUAAUGUUUUAAUUUUAUUUAUUUUAAGCCAUGUCUCCUUUGCAGAGUGUAAAACUUCUACUACAAUAAAUAAUUUGUCCUAAUUUUGUUGGAAGAUGAAUUCCCAUAAUUUUUUUUUAUAUCAUUAGGCAAUGCUCAAACUUAUUAUCUCCUUCAUGGAAGCUAAGCAGCAACACAAGGACCAAAAAUAAAUACUUGUAGCUUAAACUCGAUUUUAAUUCUCCUCCCUACUAUUCGAUAUAUCUAAACCUCGAAGUGACCUUUUUAAAAUUUCGAGCCAAGUAAGGCUGUCUAGCCGUGACGUAAUUCUUUCGUAUUGAAAUAUAGUUAUGGAUAUGUAGAUACAAAAUUUACUAACCAUAUCUAAAUUAUUAGCAUUAAUCUCAUCGAUAAUCGUGAUUCUUGAUUUAGUACAACUACAUUGUUAUCUUAUUACGUUAGACUAUCGAAAUGUAGUGAUUCCGGAAAGU
Erythranthe guttata (spotted monkey flower) is the source of this 1325-nucleotide messenger RNA. Its product is annotated as germin-like protein 9-3. Gene Ontology annotation, molecular function: manganese ion binding. NCBI's taxonomy places the organism in Eukaryota, Viridiplantae, Streptophyta, Magnoliopsida, Lamiales, Phrymaceae. The record is from RefSeq and is a predicted model, not a curated record.